AUGCUGUUCUUCUCGUUUUUCAAGACACUGGUCGGUUCCGAAGUCACGGUGGAGCUCAAGAACGACAUCAGUAUUCGCGGGACCUUGAAGUCGGUCGACCAGUUCCUCAACAUCAAGCUCGACGAUAUUCACGUGCUGGAAGAGUUGAAGUAUCCGCAUUUGAGCUCAGUGAAGAAUGUCUUCAUUCGGGGCAGCGUUGUGCGAUACGUACACCUGCCAGCAGCAGCGGUAGACACUCCGUUGCUCGAAGACGCUACACGACGAGAGGCAUCACAAUCGGCAGUGAAGGCCAAGUGA
This is a messenger RNA of Ramularia collo-cygni, 297 nucleotides long. RefSeq names its product probable snRNA-associated protein LSM2. Gene Ontology annotation, cellular component: P-body; U6 snRNP; precatalytic spliceosome. The record is from RefSeq and is a predicted model, not a curated record. Gene Ontology annotation, biological process: mRNA splicing, via spliceosome. The coding region runs from base 1 to 297 and encodes 98 amino acids. Gene Ontology annotation, molecular function: RNA binding. The transcript is spliced from 6 exons. Lineage: Eukaryota; Fungi; Ascomycota; Dothideomycetes; Mycosphaerellales; Mycosphaerellaceae.